AUGGGUGGAGUGACCGUCUUUGUGCACUACACGCAGUGUGAAGAAGGCAAACAGCCAAAGGUCGGCGAUGUUCUGACCUUCUCUCUUGAGCCAAGGAGAAACAACCCUGAGCAGAUGCAAGCCAAAGAAGUUAAGGGCUGCACAGAUGUCCGUCAGAAUCCCUUCGCGGCUCAAGCCUGGUCAGGUCCAGUUGAGGGCACUGGAGCUCACACCGGGAAGGUGAAGAACUUCGGCACGAAGGGUUAUGGUUUCAUCACCAUGGAGGAUGGUGUGGAGAUGUUCUUCAAUGUCAAGGAAUGCGUGGGCAGCAAACCCGUGGCAGGUGACACCGUGAAAUUUGACAUUGGUGAUAGUGACAGAAAUCCAGGGCAGAAGCAGGCAAUCAACAUCACAGGUGGUAGCCAACCAUUGGAUGCUCCGCAUGCAGGUGGGUUCGGCCCAAUGUGGGGCCCCGAUUGGGGAUGGGGCGGUGGCAAAGGCAUGUGGGAUGGUGGCAAGGGCUUCGGUGGCUUCGGUGGUGGCUGGGGCGGUCCGCCAAUGAAGGGCGGAUUGAAGGGCGGCAUGAUGAUGGCGAAUGGAAUCACAGGCCCUUCCAGCGCAAUGUCGGCAGCCUUGCCAGAGGGCACAGGCACUUGCACCAAUUUCACUUGGAAGACGUGCGUCCCAGGCUUUGGCUUCAUCGACAUGGGUGGGAUCACUCUCUUUGUGCACCAGUCUGAGUGUGAGCCGGGCAAGGUGCCGAAGGUUGGCGAUGUUCUGACCUUCCAGUACGAGCCUAGAAGGCAAAAUCCUGAACAGUUUCAGGCCAAGAACGUCAAGGGUUGCACCGGCGUGUCGGAGUCUGCAGCUUGGGGCGCGCCCUUCACUGGUCCAGUUCAGGGCACGGGAGCGCACACGGGCACUGUGAAGAGCUUUGGGCCAAAGGGCUAUGGCUUUAUCAACAUGGAGGACGGCAAAGAGAUGUUCUUCAACGUCAAGGACUGCGUUGGUAGCAAGCCCAUUUCCGGAGACACAGUGAGAUUUGAUGUGGUAGACAGCGACACGAAGCCGGGACAGUUGAAGGCUGCCAACAUCACCGGUGGCAGCCAACCUUUGGACUCUCCUCACCCAGGGACCAAGCCAAGUUGGGGACCAUGGGGUGGCAUGGGUCCCAUGGGUGGCAUGGGUGGUAUGGGUCCAAUGGGUGGAGCUAUGGCAGCUAUGGGCGGCAAAGGUUGGGGCUGGGAUGGUGGAAAAGGAGCCAUGUCAGCCAUGUGGAACUGGGGCGGCAAAGGCUGGGGCGGCGAUGGCUGGAGCAAAGGGAUGGGCAAAGGCUAUGGCCCUGCUCCGGCAGCACCUGUUGCGCCUGCCUGUCAGGGUUUUGGCUUCAUUGACAUGGGUGGUCAGACUCUCUUCGUUCACUUUUCGGAGUGCGAAGUUGGAAAGCAACCGAAAGAAGGUGACAUUUUGACAUUUCAGUAUGAGCCAAGGAAAAAUAACCCCGAGCAGUAUCAGGCCAAGAAUGUGAAGGGUUGCUCCGCCGAUCGCGUUGCAUGGGGAUCCUCAUCCUUCAGCGGUCCCGUCGAGGGCACAGGCGCCUUCUCGGGAAGAUGCAAGAGCUUCGGAGCGAAGGGCUACGGCUUCAUCACGAUGGACGAUGGCACCGAGCUGUUUUUCAAUGUCAAAGACUGUGUUGGAAGCAAGCCUGCAGCUGGCGACAUUUUGAAGUUUGACAUGGCAGACAGUCAGUUGAAACCAGGAAACAAAGAGGCGAAAAACAUCACUGGUGGAAGCCAGCCUUUGGAUCAGGGCAAAGGAGGAUUUGGGAUGUGGGACGGCAGUGGUUUUGGAAAGGGCGGCUAUGGUGCUUGGGGAGGUGGCUGGGGAUGGGAUGGUGGAUGGGGCGGUGGAAUGAAGGGUGGCAUGGGUAUGGGUGGCAAGGGCAUGGGCUGCAAGGGUAUGGGUGGUGGCAUGGGUGGUGGCAUGGGUGGUGGAAUGGGUGGUGGCAUGGGUGCUAUGGGUGGCAUGGGUGGUGGAAUGGGUGGUGGAAUGGGUGGCGGCAUGGAAAUGGGUGGUUGCAUGGGUGGUGGAAUGGGUGGUGACGCCCUUCUGUUGGCGCAAGCAGUUGAAGUGGAGGUUGUCGUGACGCCAAGGCUCCGUCUCUACGUGCUCGAGGCCUCGAGGGAAGGCCAAGAGAAGGUGGUGGAGCAGGCAGUCGCAGAUGCUGCCGGAUCCGGAUCCGGAAGCCAGAAGAGUGGCCUGUUGGAUCCCUAUGGUGUGGCCUUGUGGCCUUCUGCCCUGGUGCUGGCCCAAGCAGUCGCAGCCUACGUCACCGUUAAUCCUGACCAACGGAUCCUGGAGCUUGGUGCAGGCUGCGGCUUGGCGUCGUUGACAGCAGCUCGCCUGGGGGCGGAUGUUUUGGCCACAGACUUUCGGCAGUAG
Molecule: messenger RNA, 2421 nt
Organism: Cladocopium goreaui
Lineage: Eukaryota; Dinophyceae; Suessiales; Symbiodiniaceae
Source: the annotation of a GenBank genome assembly